GACCCGGAGGGGGAUCGGCCAUGUUGCUGGGUGACCCCGCGAGCGGCGUCUGGAGGAUGCGGCUGCCGUGAGGCCUCGGGGUGCCUCUCCCGGCCCUUCCCGGUGCGUGCGGGAGGUCGGGCCGGCAGCGGGCGCAGAGAGCGGUACCGGGCUGUCCUGACGAGGCCGCGGGGUCCCGCCGGUUCCGCUGUAGCCUGGCUCGCGGCCCUCAACUGACGGCCCCGGCAGCUCCGGAACAUCCCUCCGGGAAGGGGGAAGUGGCCCCAGCCCCCCGCUCCUCCCCUCUCCUUAGAUCGGCCGGCCGUUCCCCAUGGCAACGUGGUCCCGGCAGGCCGUCCUGACCCUUUACCGGGCUCUGCUGCGCGAGGGCCGCGGGCUGCGCUAUACCGACCGGGAUUUCUACCUGGCUUCCAUCCGCCGUGAGUUUCGCAAGAACCGGGGGCUGCAGCGGCUGGAGGAUAAGGAGAGGCAGCUGGAGAAGGGGCAGGCUUUCCUGCAGAGCAAGCUGGGGGGCCUGGUGUAGAGGUUCCCUGUCCCCCUCCGCUUCCCUCUCCUUUCUAAAAUCCUCUCACCUACCACGGGAUGAUGACUGCUUCCUGCCCACUGCUACCUUGAAAUUGGCCAGAAGGUGCCUCUACAGCCACGCCAGGAGGGCUCUCCUGUUCUCCGUACAAAUGCUUUAGGUCACAGGUGAGAUGGCGGGCGCUGGGCCGCGCAAAGG
Messenger RNA from Gallus gallus (chicken), 721 nucleotides. Its product is annotated as MIEF1 upstream open reading frame protein-like. The record is from RefSeq and is a predicted model, not a curated record. Bases 311 to 523 code for a protein of 70 amino acids. The transcript is spliced from 2 exons. Lineage: Eukaryota; Metazoa; Chordata; Aves; Galliformes; Phasianidae.